Molecule: messenger RNA, 2692 nt
Organism: Poeciliopsis prolifica (blackstripe livebearer)
Lineage: Eukaryota; Metazoa; Chordata; Actinopteri; Cyprinodontiformes; Poeciliidae
Gene: meak7
Product: MTOR associated protein, eak-7 homolog
Exons: 9
Coding region: 216-1649 (477 amino acids)
Biological process (GO): TOR signaling
Source: RefSeq, a predicted model, not a curated record
UGAGCCGCUGCGGAUCUGCGGUUCGGGACUCGCUCUGCGUGGCGGUGCGUGGCGAGUCUGACCUUCCCCACGUAGCUGCAGGUCUGUGCGGGUUGCUCAGGUGGAAAUGCUCAUCCGAUGACAGUCAUUGAUCAUCUGGCUGUGACGUCACUCAGGCAGCCGCGGCAGGUAGAAGGUGUCCGGCCACCUGGGACGGAAAAGAGCGGCUGAGCAUCAUGGGUAACAGCGACAGCGUGAUGGUGGAGAAGCGGAUGGCCCGGUUCCGUCCAGAGGAGCGGUCCGUGAUCCACGGCGUGUUCGAGCGUCUGCAGGCCGGCGACCCGGGGAAGACGCUCCGGCUGGAGGCGCUGCAGGCCUUCCUGGGGACCCUGGUCCCCGUCGCCAUGGUGACCAGGAUAUUCUGGGGCCUGUGCAGCAUCGAGGCGGGCCGGGCGGAACCGGGCCGGGCGGAACCGGGCCGGGCGGAACCGGGCCGGGCCGGCGCUUCCCAGGGGCCGAGUCGAGAGCAGCUGACGGUCUUCCUGGCAGACAUCCUGCGGGGGACGGCGGAGGAGCGAGCGCCGCUGGUCAUGGCCAUGUCCCACAAUGCAGCGGGGCGGCCACGGGCGGUCAGCUGCCAGCAGGUGGCGGCGUUCCUGGAGGACCUGAUCACUGCUGUAGUUCACAUCCUGACCAGCAGGGGGCGCCUGCAGGGCUGGAGGCCGCAGCAGAUGGGCGACACGGCGCUGGGGGUCAAGCUGCUGGCCGAGCAGAUGACCUCUGACCUCAGACCUUCGGACCCGGCGACCUGUGACCUGUCCUGUCUGGAGGACUGGGUCUUCCGGGUCGCCCAGGUCUCCCAGUACCUGGAGGUUCUGGUGGCCGACGGGCUGGACGUCUCCCUGGGCGGCGGCACGGCGCCGGCGCUGCUGCCGCCGUGCCGGGACACGGACUGGACCCACCUGACCGUCCUGCUGGACGUCCCCACGCUCAUGUUCCUGGCUCCACAGUCGGAACCGGGCCGAGCCUUCCCCAGCGUGUCCGUCUCUCCCCAGCUCCCAGACGGCUGCAGCGCCCCCUGGAGGCUGGUCUUCUCCACGCAGCUGCACGGGGAGAGCUUCACCAAGAUGGCCGCCGCUCUGCAGCACCACGGCCCCACGUUGCUGCUGCUGCGGGACGACCGGGGCCACGUGUUCGGAGGCUACGCGUCCACCGCCUGGGAGAUCAAGCCCCAGUUUCAGGGUGACUCCAGAUGCUUCCUGUUCUCGGUCUUCCCCACGCUGAGGGUUUACACAGCGACAGGAUACAACCAACACUUCAUGUACCUGAACCAGCACCAGCAAACGAUGCCCAACGGACUGGGCAUGGGGGGUCAGCACAACUACUUCGGCCUGUGGCUGGACAGCGAGUUCGGCCGCGGUCACAGCCGCGCUCGCCCCAAAUGCACGACGUACGGAAACCCGCAGCUGUCGGCCGAUGAAGAUUUCGUCCUGGACGCUGUGGAGGUCUGGGCCGCAGGGAAACUGCCGGAACCGCCCGAGGACGAGGAAGAGGAGGAGGGGAAGAAGAGAAUCCUGAACGUGGAUCCGGAGGUCCAGGCCAUGAUGGAGCUGACGGGGAAGACUCUGCACAGCAAGGGGUUCAAUGAGCUGCAGGAAGACUUUGACUAGGCCUUGUGCCACUACAUUCUGCUUCCUCACCCCCAGAUUGUUGUUCCAGUUGGAGUUUCGGCCCCCUGCAGGCCUCCGGGUUAGGUGCCCAAAGUGUGGCGCGGGGUCCUUUGUGGCCCUUCAAAUGAUUUUGUUUGGCCCCUGACCACAAGUCAAGAAAUGUAAACAUUUUGGCCAAUUUCAGUUUCCAAACGGACAAUUUGCAAAAUAUUUGUUUUUCUUUUAAUAACCCAACAGUCUGAAGGUCUUUUUAUGUCAAACCCAAAAUCUGACCAAGUAUUUAAAGUUUGUAGCAUCAAAGUCUGAAUGCACCAUAAAUGAGGCAGGAAGAGCGUCUCGUUCUGAGUCAAUGAUCUAUUAGGGGUCAAAUAAUCUGCUGACUUUUCAAUGUAAGUUUGUUUUGUCUUAUUUCAUGUCUGCUGAGAUGUUUGCUCUAGAAACUUGAAAUACUUGGUCAGAUUUUGUGUUUUUGCAGUUUCAGCAGGUUUCAUUAAAAACAUUAGUUGAGCAAAAACAACAAAAAUGUAAUAAUCACAAAUGUUUGCAUUUUAAUUCAAUGACAUUUGGCUGCUUGAAAUCAGUCAGUUUUGGCCCUCAGGGCAAAAUGUUUGGGCCCCUGAUUCAACGCUUGAUGUGUUGAAGCAGAAAGAGCUGAAGCUGCUGCUGAGUGGUCUGGUUCUGAACCCGGUCUGGUUCUGAACCCGGUCCGGUUCUGAACCCGGUCCGGUUCUGAACCCGGUCCGGUUCUGAACCCGGUCUGGUUCUGAACCCGGUCCGGUUCUGAACCCGGUCCUGUCGGCUCCUCGCCUGCUGACGGGUUUUUACGCUUUAAAUGAAGAAAGAAACAAACUUCAGAUCUGAUGAAACGUUUUGCUGAUUUUUCAUUGCAUGUGGUUCAAAUCUCAUCCUGUGUGUUGUGAUUAUCGCAGCGCUGUGUCGAUGUAGUAAACGCCCUCUUCUCGUUUCCUCAAGUGACUGAAGGGGUUUUUAUUGAGGGGCAUCAUGGGAACAGUGGCAAAAUAAAAUGCACACCACACUUUUCA